AUGGCACUACAAAUCGUAAUCACUUCUAUCUCACUGUGUAUGAUUGUUCUGGAGUGUUCAACUCAUCAUCAAGUAACUGCUGGUGCGCCGAUCGCAUGUUACCCACGGACAAGAAAUCAAAACUUUCUAUCUGCAAUUCAUAAAGAACUACGACAUGUUCCCUAUCGACAAACGGUUACUCGAUCACAUGUUCUCUGCGUAAGUUACUGCCAUGCUGACCCUCUGUGCCAGUCCGUCAACUACAACAUGGACAGUCGUUUGUGUGAGUUAAACAACAAAACCAGAGCUCGGUGUCCUAAUGGCUUGGUUACACGUUACGGGAGUGCGUACUUUGAUGCUGAUUUAGACACAUUUCUGUUCUCGCAGCCUACAGACCAGAGCGAAGAUGUACACCCCAAUCCUUCAUCAUCUCUCACCUCAUUGCCCCGGCAAAGGGAUUGCGAGGAACUACGCCAGGCGGGUUACAACGCAAGUGGUAUCUACACUAUCACCCCGACCGGGUUUGACAGCGGCCUGAAAGUCUACUGCAACAUGGACACCGAUGACGGGGCGUGGUGGAUCGUCAUCCAACGGCGUCAAGACGGCAGUGUGGAUUUCUUUCGCAACUGGACAGAGUACGAAGUUGGCUUUGGGAGCUUGGCUAAUGAAUUCUGGCUGGGAAACGACAACCUACGCGCCCUGACUGAUGGGUCUGGCUCAUGGCGGUUGAUGGUCAAUCUAGAAGGCGAGCAAAAUAAAACGGCAUUCGCAGAAUACGGACAGUUCCGGAUUUCUGGAGACAACUUCACUCUGCAUCUUGACUCGUACAGUGUGGAGAGUACGGCAGGGGACUCUCUCUACAUAUCUCACAAUGGAAAGAUGUUCACUACUAAAGAUAGAGACAAUGACUGGAAACCGGAUGCGAACUGUGCGGCAACCACCGCUGGGGCAUGGUGGUACAAGUCCUGUUACAAUUCUAACUUAAAUGGUUUGUUUCACGCAGACCAACGGGUCCGAGGGAUGCGUUGGUCAUCGUGGAACGAUAACAUUCCAGUCAAGAAAUGCACUAUGAAAAUCCGGUUAAACACUUGA
Messenger RNA from Asterias rubens (European starfish), 1071 nucleotides. RefSeq names its product ficolin-3-like. The transcript has a single exon. The record is from RefSeq and is a predicted model, not a curated record. The coding region runs from base 1 to 1071 and encodes 356 amino acids. NCBI's taxonomy places the organism in Eukaryota, Metazoa, Echinodermata, Asteroidea, Forcipulatida, Asteriidae.